AUGGCUGAACUUAACUUGCGCUCAGCAUCACAAUCUUCGAUUCUCGGGAUCAAGGGCGAAGUGGAAGCUGGAAAUUAUGCACCGGACAUAGAUGAAAUUGAUCAUACGGUGAAAUUGCUUUCCACGCACUUUACUCGUUUCAUGGAUAACCAUAUGCUGUUGGUUGGCGCAGCCAAGCCCGAAGAGCUUGGUGUCCACGACGCAUUGUUAGCAAAAAUGGAACUAACCUAUAGAGUGGUGUCCACUAAACUGCAACAGUUGCGAAUGGCUGCAAAAGAAGAUGUGGCUACAGUUCGCAGAAUGGCAGAAAUGAAGCUUGACCCCAUAAAGCUACCAAUUUUCGAUGGACAACAAGAGAACAGGCUUGUGGUCAAGGAUAUGUUCGAAUCCCUUGUUCACAACCGAGCAGAGUUCGACCCAACAUAUAAGCUUAGUCGUUUGCGCCAAUGCAUAAGGGCGGAUGCUGUAACCAUGGUAGCUGGCGUUUACACUGGGGGUUACGAGCAGCUUUGGGCAGAGCUAAAGCGCAGGUAUGACAAACCACGAUGCUCAGUUGAAGCACACAUAAAUAGACUACUGGAUCUUCCAGAACAUCCAAGUGAGUCACAACGUGGAAUACGCGAUGUUAUAGAUGUGGUGCGUAGUACAUUGCGUACCUUAAAUGUAAUGGGCCUACCUACGGAUCAGUGGGAUGCCAUUAUGUACCCCAUCAUUCUUCGGAAGCUGCCGUCCGCUACAGUUGCGCACUGGACGAUUAAAAGCCACUCAGAUAAGCUACCUGAGCUUCAAGGCAUGUUAGAAGAGGUCGAAACUUACGAGGACACCCUCCUCUCACAUGGUGACAGCGUCAGUUACCAAUGCAGCGGUGCGUCCGGUGCUCAUCUGUCCACAGUGUUCAGAGCCACAUUGCCUGAUGAAAUGUCAGCAGUUCCGCUCGGUGGCCGUGGAUCAGUGCCUGCAUCUGGCUCGACAAGGGUCACUGUGCUUUAA
Molecule: messenger RNA, 990 nt
Organism: Rhagoletis pomonella (apple maggot)
Lineage: Eukaryota; Metazoa; Arthropoda; Insecta; Diptera; Tephritidae
Exons: 1
Coding region: 1-990 (329 amino acids)
Source: RefSeq, a predicted model, not a curated record